CCAGUAAAUUUAAAUAUUCAAAAAAUAACUUGUUAGAAAUGGGAGAAAAAUCUUAAUAAAUCGUAAAUCAAAAUAAAAUGGUGGCUGAAUAUGAUAGGUAGAAAAUUCUAACCUUUAAAUGCCGGGAAUAAAGUAAAUACUCAUAUUUAUAAAUAUUUGAACAGUAGUUUUAUAAUAUAUAAAUAAUGUCAAGUCGUUCAAAAAAAUUAAUUGAAAUAGUUACAUCAAGGUUUAAUAAAUCACCGGUUUUAACAAACGCUAUUGAAUCAGCAACUGAAAGAGCUCAUGUACAAUUAACUCAUUUUCAAAAUAUUGCUAGCAAAAAAUAUGACACUAUUGUCAAGCAAGUCAAUGGGGCAACAAUCAUCCAGGAUUUAAAAUUAGCAGCAUUAGAGCCAGCGCCGAUGCCAAAGCAGCUGGUAAUCUGGUGGAAAUGGUACCAGCAGCUAACAGGUCUCGAAGAUGUCGAAGUAGCAAGACAGCAGAUGAUAACCGUCCAAGACAAAUUAUUCGAUUGUCAAAACCGCCGGCGAGAUCUCAACAACCAGGCUUCUGUGAUAGCCGAGAAAUUGAAACAAGUCUACGGCGAGUUGAUUCAAACCAGGCGGGAAGAUCCAAAGUAUGUGCAGUUAACAAUCUUAGAAAAUAAAGCUCUGCAAGAUCAGAGCAGAAUAAUAUCUCAUUUAAGUCUACUGGAAAAUGAGGAACGCGAUCACUUUACCCAGUUGGCCACUGCCAUAAAAGAGUAUCAUGACAGCCAGAAUAUUAACGCGCAAAAAUAUAAAUAUCUGUCUAUUUUAGCUUCCGCUGUCAUCGCGAUACUUUCUCUAGGCGGGUCAAUGAUUUAUAAUAAUAAAAGAAUAGCCGACGUCCAUAAAAUAAUUGCCGAGGGACAGAGUAAAAACGAAGUUAUAUUCAAAAAUUAUUUUUCUACCCUGGAGGAAAGCAUUAGAGAGUUUAAAAAUAAAAAAGUUUUUAUUGAUUGGAAUAAAGCACCUGAUAUUAAAUAUCAAAGUAAUCAGAGUCCUAGUGAUAUUUCAUCUGUUGACCCACAAAUUAAAAAUGUUAAUGUAGAUAGAAAAAUAAUACUUGGCGGUGCGCUUGUCUUACUCUUAAUUAUUUUAAAUCGGAUAUCGUCUUAGUAUUUUUUUAUUUUAUAAUUAAAUGGUUUGUAAAUAAAGAGUUUAUAUUUAUACUCUUAGGACAUUUAAUAAAUAUGAGACUAAAAAUUAAUUAAGUAAUUUGGCCAUUAGUAAAAUUUUAGGUAAAUAUAUGAAUUAGUUAAUUGCAUUUAUAAUUAAAUAUUAAUAUUUAUAAUUUAAUAGUAAAAUGAAAUGAAUUUCGA
This is a messenger RNA of Microplitis demolitor, 1345 nucleotides long. RefSeq lists its product as uncharacterized. Bases 186 to 1142 code for a protein of 318 amino acids. NCBI's taxonomy places the organism in Eukaryota, Metazoa, Arthropoda, Insecta, Hymenoptera, Braconidae. The transcript has 2 exons. The record is from RefSeq and is a predicted model, not a curated record.